Molecule: messenger RNA, 1029 nt
Organism: Sphaerulina musiva SO2202
Lineage: Eukaryota; Fungi; Ascomycota; Dothideomycetes; Mycosphaerellales; Mycosphaerellaceae
Product: NAD(P)-binding protein
Exons: 2
Coding region: 83-847 (254 amino acids)
Molecular function (GO): oxidoreductase activity, acting on the CH-OH group of donors, NAD or NADP as acceptor
Source: RefSeq, a predicted model, not a curated record
AUUUAGAUCUCUUCCCUUCCCCUUCGCGAACCAACCUGGAAAGCUUCCAAUCUUCACAGCAGACUCAGCUACCUCCUACAACAUGGGCCACGAGGGAAAGACUGUACUUGUCACAGGGGCAGGUGGAGGACUCGGUCGAGCCAUCGCCGAGAACUUCAUCGCCGUGGGCUGCAAUGUUGUGGUUUGUGACAUUAACCAUCAGCUCCUCGAUGACUUCUCAGAGAAGAACAGCUCCCCCAAAGUGCUGGCGUUAAAUUCGGAUAUCACCUCGGAAACAGAUCUCGAUGAACUCUUCAAACAGACUGAAGCCAAGUUCGGAACAUUUGAUUAUAUCGUCAAUUCGGCCGGAGUCAUGGACAAAUUCAACCCGGCGGGAACUAUGGAGCGAGCAGAAUGGGACCGCUGUAUUGCAGUCAACUUGACUGCCCCCAUGUCGAUCAUCAAGCGUGCUGUCAACGGCUUUUUGAGGGACAACAAGAAAGGCAGUAUCGUCAACAUUGCAUCUGUGGCAAGUUUCAAAGGUUUCGCCAAUGGUGCUGCAUACACCGCAAGCAAGGCUGGUCUCAUAGGCCUGACCAAGAAUACUGCUGCUUUUUACAGACUGAAAGGCAUACGCUGUAACGCUAUUGCCGCUGGCGCGAUGCAGACCAAUAUUGGAAACGAUCUGGCGGGUGGCAAUUUCAACAUGGAGGGUAUGAUGCUCAUGAAGAAGACCUUUGGUGACUGGGAAGGUGGAUAUGCAGACUUGGGACAGAUGGCUAAAUUGGUAGCCUUUUUGUCUUCGGACGAGGCCGAGAUGAUCAAUGGCGCCCUGGUGAAUGCUGAUGGAGGCAUCACUGCUCCAUAAACUUGUAGAGCAUCUUGGCUAUAUUCAUACCGAGUCUCCUCUGGCAUUCUCACCAGCUCUGGGUUGCAGUCGAUCUUGAGACAGAAAAACGAUACCAGGCGUAGCAAUAGAUCCAACUCAUAGAUCACGCCAGAACAUUCCUCCUCGUGCUAGGUCAAGUAUGAUUUGCCAUUAGAUCUCCA